ACGAAUCAGACAGCUGACAAACAUUCUACACGUUCAUAUUCUGCGUUUAAAAGAAAGCUUUUCUGUCGGUCACCACAUUAUUUCGUUCAGUCCAAACAUGAAAGAAUAUGCAUUUCCUAGUGUAAUAAUGCCUUUUAAUUUAUGAACACAGUUCAGUCAGAGCCGCUUAGUUCUUCAACCCCUUCUGCUUACUUGACACUUUCAGCCUCGCUGUUUUGCAUUGGUUAAUGUAGGCGGAGUUUAAGUCACAGUGCGCCUUCCAAAACAAGGAACGUGUGUCCACACAAGGGCAGUUAAGUUACUGCUACCCGGGAGAAGAGGCGAAGAGGUGCGAUGAUUUCAUAGACAGCAUUCCCCGUUAUUGACAUUAAAGAGUUGUACCACAACCCUUGAAGAACAUGGAAGCAUCUGAAGAGUCUAUAAGAAUGACUCCGGAUCCUCAGAGCAAAACAUGUCUACAGAAUCAGGACACACACAUAUAUCAAGAGAAAAAACCAUCUGCACAAUCAGUGGUUCAUGUGGUUUUGAGUGCGAUCUUCCCGACUGGCAUCCGUGGAAAGGCUGUGUCCGUCAUCUCUGCCUUUAACUGGGCCACAAAUUUGCUCAUAUCGAUGACUUUCCUUACUCUGACAGAGAGGAUCGGCCUGCCCACCGUGAUCUUCUCCUAUGCUGCUAUGAGCUUCGUGUUGGUGGUGUUUGUGAUUGUAUUUGUGCCAGAGACGAAAGGCAGAUCGCUGGAACAGAUCUCUAAGGAGCUUGCCGUGAAGAAUCACCUGAGCAGCAGACUGCUGCAUCAUAGAAGAAAACACGAGGCUAUAGCACAACCCUCACAGGAGGAAAAAGCCCUCACAACGGUUUGACUCUUUACCUAGAUGAAGAGUGGAAGUGCACAAGGGUAUUUGCAAACAACAGGACAGCCAAACCUGUUACUGCACAUUUCAAAGUAUUGAAGAGAUAUAACUGAUUGAUGUUGUCAUUGUGAUAAUUUAGCUUAAUAAACCUUCCUAUGGCAUGAUGGGUCAGUUGAGAAUAGUUUUUUUGUCAAUAUGAUUUAUUUGUAUUCAUUUAAAAAUAUAUAUUUUAAAUAGUUUUGGUAUUGACCGAGAUUUAUAUGGAAUAUUUACAGCUGACUGUUAGGAAACACUUUGGAAAUUGUGCAAUCAUGACCAUAAUCAUGCCAUGGCAAGUCAAAGCAAGGUUCUGUGGCCCAGCCACAUGUCAGUGUUUGUGUGCUGAGCAUUACCAGUUUGACAACACUUAAAGGGUUAGUUCACCCAAAAAUGAAAAUUAGCCUGUGUUUUA
This is a messenger RNA of Sinocyclocheilus rhinocerous, 1302 nucleotides long. RefSeq names its product solute carrier family 2, facilitated glucose transporter member 12-like. The coding region runs from base 399 to 860 and encodes 153 amino acids. The record is from RefSeq and is a predicted model, not a curated record. NCBI's taxonomy places the organism in Eukaryota, Metazoa, Chordata, Actinopteri, Cypriniformes, Cyprinidae. Gene Ontology annotation, molecular function: D-glucose transmembrane transporter activity. Gene Ontology annotation, cellular component: membrane. Gene Ontology annotation, biological process: circulatory system development; D-glucose transmembrane transport. The transcript is spliced from 5 exons.